This is a messenger RNA of Limulus polyphemus (Atlantic horseshoe crab), 794 nucleotides long. RefSeq lists its product as uncharacterized. Lineage: Eukaryota; Metazoa; Arthropoda; Merostomata; Xiphosura; Limulidae. The transcript has 4 exons. The annotation marks the transcript as partial. The record is from RefSeq and is a predicted model, not a curated record.
AUGCAGAAGACAAAGCUUCGAAUGAUGUGGGUCCUUGGGUUUUUUAUAUUUCUCCAUUUUUCUGUGACCCCUGGACAAAACACUAGCGGGUGGAAUAAGACGACGAAUACCAUCGGAACCGCAAGUGAACAUUUUCCUUCAGCUCCAAAUCAUCCGUGGACAUUAUCUACUGAUAAAGUCUUAAACUUGUGGAAAAACAUGGAUAAAGACUACCAUAAAAUUGCUUCUUACUGGAUUGACGAAAUAAAACCUUUUGUUGAACAUGUUCUUGCUGCUGCCAACGUUACUGAUUUAUGCAGAAAGAGUGUGUUUAACGUUUUGAAUUCUGUUGCAGGAUUGGAAACAUGGGCCAUAAGAAUGUUAGACGCCACCGGGACAUUGCCUUCAGGACUGCUGGAAGGUAGUCUCACUAGUCUGGGUUCGUACGACGAAUGUGUUAAUAUUAACUCUUCACCUGACACUAGCCAUCGAAUUAUAAGCGGUCAGUAUUGCUCUGUCCAGUUCAGACCACCUUUGCCAAAAAGGAAAUACAAAUACUACAGUAUAGUUGUACAACCGGAGUUACUGGCUAACGUCUCUCAACAGGGAAGGUUGUUAUACGACCUAGCACAAAAUGCCCAGUUUUUCUAUUCAUUCGCAUACCGACUGGGAGUGUGUUUGCCAUCUGCCUGUUCCAGAACUGAUGUACAUAGUGCGACUAGUUUAGUUGCAAAAACUCUAAAUCUUCGAGGUGAUUUGAUUAGGUGUGAGACUAAAAUUUCAUUCACCGUCACACCAGGACAACAGUUUGUCAU